This is a messenger RNA of Pseudocercospora fijiensis CIRAD86, 1344 nucleotides long. RefSeq lists its product as uncharacterized. Gene Ontology annotation, molecular function: hydrolase activity, acting on carbon-nitrogen (but not peptide) bonds, in cyclic amidines. The record is from RefSeq and is a predicted model, not a curated record. The coding region runs from base 1 to 1344 and encodes 447 amino acids. The transcript has a single exon. Lineage: Eukaryota; Fungi; Ascomycota; Dothideomycetes; Mycosphaerellales; Mycosphaerellaceae.
AUGCUGAUUAAAAAUGUUGUCCUGCCAGGAUCUCGGUCCAGCCCAAGAUCAGACCUCAUCAUCAACGACGGGGUCCUGGAGCGAAUUGGAGAAUGCGGGCAGAUAGACGGUCAUCACGCAUCGAUCGUGAAUGGAUAUAGCGCUCUACUGGCCCCCUCGCUGUGCCAUCCUCAUGUCCACAUCGACAAGGCGUAUUUGCUAUCACAUCCUAAAUAUGCACAUCUUCAGAUCGAACAAGGAGACUUCAAGGAAGCCAUGAAGCUCACUGGAAAGGCCAAAGCCGAGUUUGAGCAUUUCGAUCUCAUCGAGAGAGGGCAGCGGGUCAUUGAAGAAAGCGUGUUGGCUGGAGUUACUCAUAUGCGAGGCUUCGUCGAACUUGAUGCUGGGGUCCAAACAAAGUGUCUCGACGCCGGCAUCGAGCUUCAGAAGCGGGCGAGAAAGGAGAACUCAUGUCACGUCCAGCUUUGCGCCUUUGCCCAGCUGCCGCUCUUUUCAGCUGCUCAAGAUGAUGAAGAUGGAGCCGUCAUUCGAGGACUGAUGGAGGCGGCUGCGGCGAAUCAGAAUGUCGAUGUGGUUGGCAGCACUCCUUACGUCGAAGAUGGUCGAGAUAAAAUGCAACGCAACGUCGAGUGGAUGAUCGAUCUUAGCAUCGAGCACAAUCUUCAUCUUGACUUUCAUCUUGAUUACAACCUAGACCGAAGCGCAGAACCACUUAUUUGGCAUGUCGUUCAGUGCCUCAAAAACAAGCAAUGGCAGCAGCAGACAAGAGAUCGUACUAUCGUACUUGGGCAUUGCACCCGUGUGUCGCUCUUCAAUGAUGACGAAUUGCAGCGUCUGGCAACAAUGAUCACAGAAUCUGGACUGCCGAUCCACUUUGUUGGGCUACCGACCAGCGAUCUAUUUAUGAUGCGGGCUGGUCAACAACCCGAGAUACGCGGUACACUGCAUGUUCCUGAUCUGAUCAAGAAGUAUGGUCUGAAUGCUUGCAUUGGGAUCAACAACAUCGGCAAUGCGUUCACUCCGCAAGGCAGCUGUGAUCCACUUCAUCUAGCAUGUCAAGGCAUCGGGAUCUAUCAGACAGGCACCAAGCAAGAUGCCGAGCGUCUGUAUGAAUGUGUUAGCACCAGAGCCAAAGCAGCGAUAGGUGUUAUGAAGAGCGAAAGGAGCAGCGUACAGAUUCGAGAAGGGGACGUGGCUGAUUUUGUGCUAUUUGCUGGGAUCGACGAGGCGAAGCACCAAUGGAAGACAAGGCAGACUUUGAGCGAAUCUGUCUAUCUCUACGACUCUUGCCAGGGUCGAAGAAGCAUUUUUGGUGGAAAAUUGGUAAGGUCAUACACGCCGUGA